AUGAACGCGGCUUAUGAAUCCCACCCAGAAGCGACAAAAAGCGGACACAAUGCACGUCCGCUCGGCCACUCAUUCCGGCUUAAACGCGACCAUGACCCGACUCGAGAGCUGCCUUUUGACAUUGUCCAUCUCAUUGUCGCAUACAUCAGCCCCCAUGACCUGCCAUCCCUCGCUCUUGUUUGCCACUUGUUCAAUGCCGCAGCUACGCCCAAAAUAUACGCGAAUAUCCGAUACACCCAUUUGCUCGCUAAACAGUGGGGCCAGAUCCUGUGUCCGGUCGAGCUACUGAGUGUUCGGCCUGAUCUUCUUGGCAUCUCAAGUCUCUCGGUGCGCAACAUUUCAUUAUUGCCACCACUCUUGCCUGACAACCGACCACAUGCACCGGUCUCUCUCCGCCUUCUCAGACAUUCGGGCCGUUCCUCUCUACAAAGGCGUUCCUCACCCACAAUUCAUUCGGCAUCUAUCCAUGUGGUCAAGCACACUCCGGGCCUGGCUUCUUUCUCAUGGGCAACCGCCGGGCUCUACGAUUCUCUUCUACUCAACAUCUUGCGCAUCUUGGCCCCUGGGAACGGUACGCCCAACCCCAUUAGGGCAGGAACCUCGACAGAGAACACUUGCAUGUUCGACCAGCAUCAUGAUCUAUCAAAUACAAAUUCCCAGCUUUUGCGCCUCAGUCUAACCGAGGAUGGCCUCUCGUCAACAGACGCUCACGUUCUCCAACGUCUCGGUCCCGUCGAGCAUAUGGCCUUGCAUAAACCCUCGCUCGGCGCGACUCGCGCACUUGUCGAUUGGAUCACAUCUGUCGGUCCACCUCUCUCAAGUCUCACCAUUUCGAACACCUACCACCUCGAUUCUCCUUUGCUCACACGCAUACUGUCCAACACGCCCAAACUCAAAUCACUCAGCAUCACUAAUUGCCUCCGCAUCGAGCCGUGUUCAUUGUUCUCGAUCAUCACCGACACUUCCCUCCCACUCGAAUCACUCACAUUUACUCUCCCUCGAGACGCCGAAUACGACUCGUUGGGCGCCACCUUUCCGUCCCUCCCAACGCUCCGACAUCUAUCGGUAUUGAUCGAGCCCCCAGCGAGCCCGACCCGGACCGGCACACCACCACGACCGAUCCGCUCGCACAACGCUUAUUUCGGCAUUUACUCAAAGCGAUCCGAAAUGUCGAUUUCUCGUCAACGGGCUUAUAACCACCCACGGACGGACACUGCGAAGACUGAACUGUUCAAGCUCGCUCUCUCUGCCUAUAGCGUGGCUGACGUCCUCAAACACGUGUCCAAUUUGGAGCAACUUAGUCUGGAGCUCGGUGGAGUCCUUGACGACUUGGAUUUGAUCAUCGAGGCUCUGCCAGCUGCACAGCACCUACACACCCUCAUCGACACUUCCCCAACCGUCACAACCACGACGCACGACCGUAACCGCAACCGCUGGCGACAGCCCCAACCACCCCACCACUCGGCCGACCCGAAACCUUUGCGACCCAAGUUUCGAGCUCUCACCCGGGCCCAGGCCGGUCUCCUAUUGGAAGCAGGACCGGUGCUUGCCAAUGUCGUCUCACAACAACGAAAUUGGGCGGAUGAAACCAACACUGCUGCGGAAAUUCAGAUUCCAGACCACACGCACCCCCUCGGUCUAAUCAAUCGUGUUUAUCUGUGA
Molecule: messenger RNA, 1662 nt
Organism: Rhizoctonia solani
Lineage: Eukaryota; Fungi; Basidiomycota; Agaricomycetes; Cantharellales; Ceratobasidiaceae
Product: F-box-like protein
Exons: 6
Coding region: 1-1662 (553 amino acids)
Molecular function (GO): protein binding
Source: RefSeq, a predicted model, not a curated record